AUGUCGUCAUUUUCUGUCCCCGCUGUUCGCAAUGCUACUGGUGCAUCUGCUGAAAAUAGCGUAACGGCAAUCAUUAUGCGCAAUCGAGCGAUUCUCUACGAGAGCAACAAUCCUUCCAGUUCUUUCAAUCCUUCUGUCUUGAAUUUACUCGAUAGAAUGCCCAAUGACGAAGCCUCCGAGUCCAGAUUUUUCGCCCGCUCAUCCGAAAAGAGACAAUCCCACAUCAACACCACCAUGCUUCUCGAUGGCGCAGCCGAUGUCCUUCAACAGUCUGUUGAGGAAUCCCCCGAAAACUCAAGCUCCCAAAUUGAAACCGUCGAUGACGAAGUCCCACCUCUCUCUUUCUUCCGCUGUUGCCAGUGUCAACAGACAUCCAAUUCGCCAACCUGCAAAAGAGAAGAAAAGAAGAUCGGUGUCGUUCAGGGAAAAGAGCAGAAAAUCCUGGUGGUCAAUAGUGAAUGCGAACAUGAGAAGUGUUCUCGAUGCGUUAACGUUGAUGAGAAUGGAGUACGUCUUGGUGUCAAGCCGUGGGAAUUGGAGUGGACAGGUCCUGUUGUUUCAAAAGAGGCGUAG
Molecule: messenger RNA, 573 nt
Organism: Botrytis porri
Lineage: Eukaryota; Fungi; Ascomycota; Leotiomycetes; Helotiales; Sclerotiniaceae
Exons: 3
Coding region: 1-573 (190 amino acids)
Source: RefSeq, a predicted model, not a curated record